Pestalotiopsis fici W106-1 is the source of this 843-nucleotide messenger RNA. RefSeq lists its product as uncharacterized. Gene Ontology annotation, biological process: negative regulation of DNA-templated transcription. The transcript is spliced from 2 exons. Gene Ontology annotation, cellular component: nucleus. Lineage: Eukaryota; Fungi; Ascomycota; Sordariomycetes; Amphisphaeriales; Sporocadaceae. The record is from RefSeq and is a predicted model, not a curated record. The coding region runs from base 1 to 843 and encodes 280 amino acids. Gene Ontology annotation, molecular function: transcription factor binding; transcription corepressor activity.
AUGGACAGGCGCGCAAACCCGCCCUCGGCGUUGCGAAUAUUCUAUCGCACCGGCGCAUUCCACCGGCCUGAUGAGUUCUUCGCGCCGGAGCUCCUACCGCACCUCACCGUCCAUACUUGGCCUUCUUGCACUCUCCACGAGCUGUCGCAUCAUGUCGCCUUCACGGCGCCUUCCAUCCUUCCCGACCCGGUAAUAGGCACUCGGCUGUCGUUCCGCCUCAUUUACCCAGACGCGCGCGGCGCUGCCGGCCCCUCGGCCCAUGCUCAGGGCCCCAAGUAUAUGAUCAAAGAUUUGGGUAGCAUCGUGAUCGGCGACGGCGAACCGGGCCUGGAGGCUGAAGAUACUUCCUCUCUCCAUAGGGAUCUUGGCGAAGCAGAUGGGUUGCGAGGCAGCGUGGAUGGAGGCGAGGGUCUGAAAACCCUAGCCGAAGCUCGAUUUGUUGUUGGGGAUUAUAUUUCCCUGGCCAUUUUGCCGCCCCUAGAGGACGGCAGUAUUGCACCUCCCAGCGCCGCGAGAAUGGGUAGAGGUGCCGGUGCCGGAGAGGCGGGCACCGUUGUAGGACGCGCACCAGGCCAUCUUGGAAGAGACAGAUUUCACGAUUCUGGUGGUCGCAGAGGUGGUCGCGCCGGGCGUUCAGAUGGCUUUGGUUGGGGCAGUCGAGGAGGAGCAGGCGGCAGUGCUUCUGCUGGUGGUAGUUUUGGCGUUCCAAGGGGAGAGUGGAGGCGUGGCGAACAAUUACCCGACGUGCCUCGAGAACGCGGCGGUUCCUCUGGAGAAUGGAGAGGGCUGGAUUCACAAUCCAACAGGUCACAUGCUCGAGGUCGUGGCCGAGGCAGAUGGUAG